GCAGCGCGAGUUGUGUUGAAAAUUCAAAAGGAGAUAAUAACUCACUCCCAAGAUAAGAGUUUAACAUUUUAUCGCCAAGUUAUCGUGUUUAAAUUUUGAGGAGUAAAAUUUUUCAAGAUCCCGGGGAGAAAUGAAUAUUGAAGUUGGGACGAUUUAUAUCGAAGAAAUGUCGAACAUUGUGACAACGUCGCGUGAACGAUGGGACAUUCGUGCCUCUGAUAUUGCCAGAAGGACCCACAAUCCCAUUAGGUCCAUCGUUGAGAACAUUGUGGUGGAGCCGAAUCCUAAUAAGAAGCUCAUAGCUCUAUCCAUCGGUGAUCCGACGACGUUUGGGAACUUGAAGCCAGCGAAGGAGAUUAUCGAAGCUGUGCAAGAGAGUGUUGCUUCGCAGGCUUAUAAUGGAUAUGCGCCGAGUACAGGGUAUAUCGAGGCGCGGGAGGCAGUCGCGGAGUACAGCUCAAAUGAAUUCCUCAAAGUGGAUCCUCAGGACGUCAUAUUAUGCAGCGGAUGUUCCUGCGCCCUGGAUUUGUGCAUCACAGUCCUCGCGAAAGAGGGCCAAAAUAUCCUGAUACCAAGACCGGGUUUUUCAAUAUACCGAACAUUGGCCGAAGGCCUGGGUGUAUCAGUGAGAUCCUACAACCUACUGCCGGAGCUCGGUUGGGAGAUUGAUCUUGAUGACAUGGCAUCACAAAUUGAUGAGAAUACCGCUGCUAUUGUUAUAAAUAAUCCGUCCAAUCCGUGUGGAUCGGUUUUUAGUCGUAAUCACCUUAUUGAUGUACUUGAUGUUGCUGCCAGGUUUCAUGUGCCGAUUAUUGCUGAUGAAAUCUAUGAGCACAUGGUAUUUCCAGGGAGAACGUACUACUCGUUAGCGUCACUAUCGACCGAAGUUCCCAUUCUCUCCUGUAGUGGUUUAACAAAGAGGUUUCUCGUACCAGGCUGGAGGAUGGGCUGGAUAAUAAUUCAUGAUCGACAGAGUAUUCUCGAUAAAGAGAUUCGCAAGGGUCUGCAGUGCCUCAGCCAGCGAAUCAUCGGGAGCAACACAAUUGUGCAAGGAGCUUUACCAAAAAUCCUCAAAAAUACCCCACAGAGAUUCUACGACGACAUCAUCAGAAUUUUACACAAUCACUCAAAACUGAUAUAUGAUCUGAUUGAAAAGGUCCCAGGACUCAAACCUAUUAUGCCCGAUGGCGCCAUGUACAUGAUGGUAUGCAUUGACCUUGAGUCAUUUCCAGAAUUCAACUCGGAAGUAGACUUUGUCCGUCGUCUCCUGAUGGAGGAGUCGGUAUUUUGUCUUCCCGGAGAGUGUUUCGAUUACCCUUCGUACAUGAGACUCGUGAUAACAGUGCCAAUUGACAUGUUAGAGGAGGCUGGAAGCAGAAUCUACGAGUUCUGCCUACGGCAUCACAUAAAGAAUACAGAGAAGCUCAUGAAGCACAGCAUUUCAGACGAUAAUAUCCCCUAUUAAGAAAAUCUCAUCAAUAAAAUCCCAAACUGCUGCAAAUACGUCACAAAUCUAGCUUUAUCUACGAAUAAGUAUGAAUAUCCGUCAUUUUCUCAAUCGUUCAUCCUGAUGUGCGUACCGCUGUGCAAACCGAUGGAAGAAUAGCGAAUGAGUGUGCAAAAACCCAGAACAUUUGUGCAGACAAAAAACGGGGGAACAAAACUAUAGGAUCCUUUAUUGAUGGUGCAUGCCGAUGUCCCCAUACGCAAUGGAAAGCGUGAAAUAUUAGAGAAUGAUCUUCGAACGUGUGCGUGACUUGUGCGUGAAUGCUGUGAACGAAGCAUUGUGUUGACUGGAAUAUAUAGGAUUACAAUCAUUCGUUUAUUUUUUAUUUUUAGUUCUUUGUUCGUUAAUAAAAGAAUUGAAAUAGAAA
Molecule: messenger RNA, 1874 nt
Organism: Diachasma alloeum
Lineage: Eukaryota; Metazoa; Arthropoda; Insecta; Hymenoptera; Braconidae
Gene: Tat
Product: tyrosine aminotransferase
Exons: 11
Coding region: 131-1465 (444 amino acids)
Biological process (GO): biosynthetic process; aromatic amino acid metabolic process
Molecular function (GO): L-tyrosine:2-oxoglutarate transaminase activity; pyridoxal phosphate binding
Source: RefSeq, a predicted model, not a curated record